AUGUCUCAGAUGUUGGACUUUUUGAUGGACUCGCCCCACAAGUCUGUGAAACGCUGGGCUGGAGAGCAGCUAUACGAGAGAAUAUCAGCACGAAACUCGCGCCGAUUUGCUCCGGUAAGAUCUAAAAAUCUGGCCAAGCAAAUCACGACGAGGGGCAGCUUCCACAGCUGUCCCGAUCUGUCCACGCUACAGAUAUCAUCCCUGCCGCAACCGCCGAACGGCGCGAACGACGAUCCGUCCGGCAUUGAGGGGGAACUUGUUACUGCACCACCAUCCCGCUCUACAUCGCCCGACGCCUUCAGCCUCCGCUCCGGACCCCGAAAGCUUGUGUCGACUAAGAAGCGGGUCUCAAGAAAGGCGCGCGGCGUCCUGGGCAAGGUUCGGGCCUUCCAAAGGAUAGCUGCGGCCAAAAUGGCUCAUCCCACCAUCAAGAUCGACACAAACGUCCAAGCGACCAAGCGCUCCCUUCCCGAGGACAAUGAUGAAGGCUUCGAGGUCUUGGACAGCCCUGAUCAGGAUGGCCCGGGUCUGGAGGCUGGCGAUACUGACUCCGUCCCACCUUUUCUCUGCCAGUCCGUCCUAGAGAUCCAUCAAAAAUUCGAGGACCUAGAGUGGAUACAGCGGACACGUCUCGCAGAAGGUAUGCUCGCCAACGACCCCUCCCAUCGUUGGGCACUGGAGGCCGAUCCAGAGGUCAAGGCAAGGAACCGAUAUAUGAAUGUGCAGGCGUGGGCAAAUUGUCGUAUCCAUCUUCGCGUAAACGAUGGCGAGUGUGAUUUCAUCAAUGCCUCGCCGAUUACUCUGAGGGAUUCUGUGUCCCAGGAGGAGAGAAGGUAUAUUGCAACGCAGGGACCGAAAGCAGGAAAUAUAUCCCACUUCUGGCACAUGGUAUUCCAUGAAACGAAGGAAGUGGGGGUCAUCGUUAUGCUUACUCAAACAUUUGAGUCUGGACGAGAAAAAUGCUCUCAGUAUUUCCCUCUCAAUAGCGAUAAUUCCUUGAUCCUACUGCGGGAAGACGAACGUGACCCAUUUGUGAACAACGAGAACCACCCCAUCGGAGAUGAAAACGUCGUGGGCACGGUUGCGCUGCUAGAGACCACUUUUGACGAGAAGUCUCGUUCCGAAAUCCGCAAGCUGCGACUCACUUGGGGUGCCGAAUCGAAGAUCGUUUGGCAUUUCCUCUUUGCUGGUUGGGCGGACUAUUCCAAGCCUGAAGGCGACGACCGCAGCGCACUUCUUCAUUUGAUUGAGCAAACGGGCUCCAAGAGCUCCUGGGAUAAUCCACGUAUUGUGCACUGUAGUGCUGGUGUCGGCCGAACAGGCACUUUCAUUGCCCUCGAUCAUCUCCUAUUGGAGCUUCAAUCUGACCAAUGGUUGCAAGUCACUGACCCAGAGGUUGACCCAGUUUUUGAAACGGUCAACCAAAUGCGCGAACAGAGAAUGAUGAUGGUUUACAAUGAGAUGCAGCUGCAGUUUAUCUACGAGGUCUUGCGAGAGCAAAUCGAUCGGAAGCUUGGGAAGGUCCCUGAAGUCAACGGGCGAAAGUCCGAUGAGCGAUCUUCGAAAAUGGCCAAGUUAUCUACCGAGUCCUACUACCUGCCUUCCUCGAAACCAGAGCUGGAGCCUGUCUCGGAUCGUGCCUCCACACCAACCAGAAGCUGGUCGGGAACCCCAGAAGUCUCCGACCACGAAUAA
Molecule: messenger RNA, 1695 nt
Organism: Aspergillus nomiae NRRL 13137
Lineage: Eukaryota; Fungi; Ascomycota; Eurotiomycetes; Eurotiales; Aspergillaceae
Gene: ptpB
Product: tyrosine protein phosphatase PTP1
Exons: 4
Coding region: 1-1695 (564 amino acids)
Biological process (GO): protein dephosphorylation
Molecular function (GO): protein tyrosine phosphatase activity
Source: RefSeq, a predicted model, not a curated record